AUGACAGAGCCACGUAUGCGCCUGCGGCAAAAAGGCCAGCAGUUCCCUACGCAAGACUUAGAAGCCUUCCUCCUCGCCUUCGGCGACAACGACUACCCCCUCCCCGAAACCAUGCGCGUCCUCGACGAAAUCAUAACCGACUACAUCAUCGAAACCUGCCACGAAGCCGCGUCCGUCGCACACCACGCACGCCGCGCCAAAAUCAAGCUCGACGACUUUAAAUUCAUGCUAAGGCGGGAUACGGGGAAGUUGGGUAGGGUGUCAGAGAUGCUGGAGACGGAUAAGGAGUUGAAGCGGAAGAGGAAGGCGUUUGAUACUGAUGAGGGGGCGGUGCUGGUGGAGAAGGAUGGGGAGGGUAAUAAUGGGGGGGAAGGUGGUGGUGGUGGAAGGGAAGGAGGGGGAAAGUUGGGGAGGCCGAGGAAGAAGGUUGAGGGUGGGGAGGGGGAUGGAGGAGGGGAGGAACCGAAGAAGAAGAAAAAGAAGAAGAAGGUUGAUGGGGGUGGGGAUGAUGCUAGUACUGUGCGGAGUGGAUGA
Messenger RNA from Alternaria infectoria, 534 nucleotides. RefSeq lists its product as uncharacterized. The coding region runs from base 1 to 534 and encodes 177 amino acids. Gene Ontology annotation, molecular function: protein heterodimerization activity. The transcript has 2 exons. NCBI's taxonomy places the organism in Eukaryota, Fungi, Ascomycota, Dothideomycetes, Pleosporales, Pleosporaceae. The record is from RefSeq and is a predicted model, not a curated record. Gene Ontology annotation, biological process: RNA polymerase II preinitiation complex assembly; transcription by RNA polymerase II. Gene Ontology annotation, cellular component: transcription factor TFIID complex.